AUGGGACUGGCCCAAGCAGGCGCUGGACAGUCCCUGCCCAGCACGUACCGGCCUGAAGAGAAGAGCACCCCUACCUUCCACCUCCAUCCCCCACCUCGAAAUGCCAGUGCCUCCCCUCAGCCUGCUCCAACUGGCCAGAUUAAAGGGCAGCACUGGGGACAUACACACCCUGCCAAGGCCCUGGGGAGCGGGGCCUUGAGGCCUCAUUUUCUCUCUCCCCUUGACCUGUUACUGGUCCAUCUUCUGUGGACAGAUAAGAAAAACCUGAGAACUUUGUCACCAUUCAAUGGGCCCCACGCUGGGCACGUGUCUCGAGAUGGGUAA
Molecule: messenger RNA, 324 nt
Organism: Rangifer tarandus platyrhynchus (Svalbard reindeer)
Lineage: Eukaryota; Metazoa; Chordata; Mammalia; Artiodactyla; Cervidae
Source: the annotation of a GenBank genome assembly